AAUUGUUUAGUAAAAAUCCUUAUAUGUGAUCUCUGCGUAGGUACAGUUAUGUUUUAUGUUUGUUGUAUCAUGUAAACUUACUUGUUUUCAUUGUUCCGACAUGCAACGUUACUAUUUAUAACCACUGAUAACUAAUUUUUGUCAACUAAGUAUCUGAAUAAUUUCAUGAAUAUUGGCACUUACCAUACGUAUUUGUGCACUAGACCAUCGAAUUGUAGACGUUCAAAAACUUACUUCAUUACUUGUAAAGUGAAUUUGAUUUAAAACAUUUAACGGACUAUGCGCUUCGACGACUUCAUUAAUAAUAAGUAUUAUGUUAUGUCGACAGUGAUUCAUUAUCGUGUUUAAAAUUAUUAUCGAAUGUUGAUUGAUUGAUCAGUUAAUCCCAGAACUUUUAUGACGUCAAUUGAUAUCAUCUACGUUGGCUUGAAAGUUUUCUUUCUUAUUUCAAACGAAUAUAACUGUGCAUACAAGAUUGCAUGCCUAUAAAUCGCUGUUGUGGACGACUUCAAACAUGACUAGUAUUGCAGCGAAGACAUCGGCGAUGUUCAAUAACGGCGUGACCAGCGUCGAAGUUGUGGACAGUGAUAACGAGGAUGGUGGUGUUGGAAGGGGUGGCAUUAAAAUGUUAUGGGUUCCGACAAUAGAUAAAUUUCGACAAUUUUUCAAAUCGACUCCGAGUACUAUGUCGAGUAAUAAUAAACGCCAUUGGCGUAAGCGUCAUAACAAGACGGACACUGAGAACGAUCAGUACUAUGACCAGGACGACGAUCAAGACGAUUAUAGUGACAAACAGGAGCUACACCAACAGGUUGAUAAUAGAAGUGGCAAUAAAAGUCAUGAUAUAGAAGACGACGACGAUGAAGAUGAAGAGGAUCUAGAUGAAGAUAGACAAGUGCGAAAGAAAAUGCUCAGAAAACAAAACAAGAAAGAGGUAGAAGUAAAAAAAAAAAAAAAUACUGAAAUACGGUUGUUACUGGCUAAAACAUCAGACGAUGCUAAAAAGAACCCAAAAAUAAUUUCGGAGUCUACCGCUGUAGUAUCAAUAGUGGACGAAGUAGAUUGUAAAGAAAAUCGAAACACUAAUAUCAAUGACCCUGAAAGGGAAACUUGGGAAAGAAAUGCAGAUUUCUUACUAUCUAUUAUUGGAUUUGCAGUAGAUUUGGCGAAUAUUUGGCGAUUUCCGUAUCUUUGUUACAGAAAUGGAGGAGGAGCAUUUUUAAUACCGUACUUUUUAAUGUUGAUAUUCGGCGCGGUCCCCUUAUUUUACAUGGAACUCAUAUUAGGCCAAUAUAAUAGACAGGGACCAAUAAGUGUGUGGAAGAAUGUAUGCCCUCUUUUUAAAGGAGUUGGAUUUUGUGCUGUACUGGUAGCGUUUUAUGUAUCGUUUUACUAUAACGUUAUUAUCGGUUGGUCGCUGUACUUUUUGGCAAUGAGUACAACCAGUAGCUCGGGACAGUUGCCGUGGGUACACUGUAACAAUACUUGGAACACAGACACUUGCGUUGAACAAAAAGAUGAUUGGGAAUCGGCUUUUAACCAGUCAUAUCAUGUUCACAAUUAUUUGCCCAGGACGCACGCAAACGGGACUUUACUGUCAAUGUCCGAUGGUAUUUCGGCUACAGGCAGUAAUUUCAACAACCAAAGUUCACCGGCGGCUGAAUAUUUCCACCGUGGCGUGCUCGGCAUGCAAAUGAGCGACGGUCUCAACGAACUGGGUUAUCCAAAAUGGCAACUGGCAUUGUGCGUGUUCAUCGUGUACGUUAUGCUGUACUUGAGCUUGUUCAAAGGUGUCAAGUCAUCCGGAAUCGUCGUUUGGGGCACGGCUACGUUACCGUAUUUAGUAUUGACAAUCUUGUUGAUUAGAGGUCUCAUGUUACCUGGCUCGCUAACCGGCAUAACCUAUUAUUUACAGCCCGAACUGUACCGCCUUUUAGAUACACAAGUGUGGGUGGACGCAGCCGUUCAGAUAUUUUAUUCGGUAGGAGCCGGGUUCGGGGUUCACUUGUCAUACGCAUCAUACAACAAUAUAAAAAACAAUUGUUACACCGACUGCUUGAUCACGACGGCCGUCAACUGCUUCACCAGUUUCUUUUCCGGUUUUGUUAUAUUCACUUAUUUGGGUUUCAUGUCGCACAAACAACAUAAGCCCAUAAGUUCAGUAGCCACCGAGGGUCCUGGUCUGGUGUUUCAAGUUUAUCCCGAAGCUGUAGCAACGUUGCCCGGUUCGAAUAUCUGGGCCAUGUUGUUUUUUUUCAUGUCCAUCACGCUGGGAAUCGAUUCGGCGAUGGGUGGAUUAGAAUGCGUCAUUACUGGACUGAUGGACGAAUUUAGUGGCUUCUUUAAGAACCGUAAAUGGCCCCGCGAACGUUUCACGUUUGCAGUCAUAGGUAUAUCGUUUUGCGUGGCUCUGAUAAAUGUGACACCGGGUGGCAUUUAUAUGCUUCAUUUGUUGGACACGUAUGCUGCUGGUAUAUCUCUGCUGUGUUCGGCGUUAUUCGAAUGCAUAGCCGUAUCGUGGUUUUAUGGUUUGGAGAAAUUUUGUGACGACGUGGAGAGCAUGAUCGGCCACCGUCCCGGUUUAUAUUGGCGAUUAUGUUGGAAAUUCGUCAGCCCAAUGUUCAUUAUAGGUGUAGUGACUUUUGCUUUGAUUGAUCACCAACCGUUAAGCUAUAAUGGUUACAUGUAUCCAGAAUGGGCUGAAUGGCUGGGAUGGACCCUAGCUUUUUCGUCGAUACUCAUGAUACCUGGUAUGGCAAUAGUGCAAAUGUGCAGAGCAAGCGGUUCGUUCAAAAAGAGAUUGGCUUAUAACAUCACGCCGUUGAAUGAGCUCGAAUCGACGGAAAAGAAUAAUGGCGAAUGCACUAGAUUUCGUCUUAAACACUGGCUCUAUGUAUAGUAUAACUCAUCAUUUAAAUGUAUUGCGGUUUUUUUUUUUUAUACAUAAAUGAUAUUUAUAUCGCUUUGUGUUCCAUUAAUUAAUAAUACAUUUUUGCUAUUGGCCAAUAUAUAUAUAUUAUAUAUACAUAAAAAAAAAAACAGAACAAAUUAUACAAUAGUUAGGUAAGUACGAUAAUGUACAAUAAACACUGUAUAAUAAUACAUUUUAACAGAAUCGUAAAUUAUGCACACGCACCACAUACAUAACUUAUUUUAUGAAUCUCAUAUUAUAAUUAGAUGGAACAUAUAAGUGUAAACCUAAUAAACGUUAUAGUAUACGUUAUAAACAUCGUUAAUUGGUAGACUAAUUUAAUACGAAAAAUCACUUUUGGCACUAAGUACACUGCACUUAGUAAGUAGUGUUUAAUAUUUAUAUCACAUGUACAAUUUAGCAUUUGCAACAAUAUUAUUACGUAUCUAUUAUUAUAUUAUGUGUAUACAUUUUUGUCAGUGAGUUCAAUAAUGUUUUAAAUGUUGUUUUAAAGUUAAGUAACGGAUAUUCUAUUAUACAUGUAUGAGACAGAAUCUUACAACAUUAUUGGGCGCUCUGUAUAUUAUACAUUGUUAUGCAAAACUGCCAAGUUUGAAGUUGUAUAAAACGUCUUACUUAACUUGAUAUGUACUACAUAAAUGUUUAAAUUUAUCAAUAAUCUUUAUAUUAUCAAUAUAUUAUAUAUAAGUACUCAACUCAGCAAAUUAUUUUUUUAUACACUCAACAGAUAUAUUACCAAUCGAUAUUAUAACUAUUAUUGUAUACGUGUUUAUUAUAUGAUAUUAUAAUAUUGUAAUAUUUAUGUAGUGUAUAGUUGUUAAAACGAUACGAUAUUGUCAUUAGCGAUGAAUGCCACACACAGAUACCCUAAACACGCGAACACACAAACACAUAUUAUACAUAUGCACAUUGCACACGCUUAUAAGGAAAUGUAUAAAUCAAUAAUCGUGUCAAAUUAACAGUACAAUUAUUAUAUUUGUUACACUGUUACUACCUACCUUUAAUUAAAAAUAAAUAGAAGUAGCUAUUUUAUUAAUCACUUUUAUGUUUGUUAUACCUAUUACAUAAUAUUUAGGUAAGUUUAAAAUAUUCCAUAUCUCGGUUAUUAUUAUCUGUUAAUAAUUGACUUAAGUGAUCGAGUAAAACAUGAUGUAAAAUUAUCUAAGUAACGUAAUAUUUAUAACAAAAUACCAUAUUUAAUAUUAUAUACUAUAUAAAUACAUAUUAUGCCAUUAUGGAAUUAUAUGUAUACCUACAAUUUAUUUAUUUUUCACAAAAAUGUUAAUUUAAAGUUUAUUUAAAAUUGUAACAGUUCACGCGCAGUCUAUAAAUCUUUAUGAUGUCAAAAAACCCUAAUUUUUAUUAUCGAACUAACUUUUUUAACCUUGUCAAAAUUAUUCGUUAUUUAAUAAAGUAUUAGAAAACAAAUUAAAUUAAAUAAGAGUAAUUAUUGGGAUAAUUACAUCUCUGUAGUACGUAUAUAUAUACCUAAUAGAAUAUCUUAUACAAUGUUUGUUGUUUAUCGCAUAAAGUUGUGUCAAAAAAAAAUUAAAUUAGUUACGUAAAAAUAAUAACUUUAUAUUAUAAACCAACCGUUUGUUACAUUUAAUACCUAUAUAUGUAUAAUUUACUAUUUAACAGUUACCUAUUUAUGUAUUUACUAUUUGAUAUAAUAAUUUAUAAGAACUUAUAAUUUAAUGUUAACAUAAUACAAUUUAAUAUUAUAUUACAUAUUAUAAUAUAAAUGUAUAACAAAUUAGAUAUUAGAUACAAAAAGACUUUGUCAAAUGGAAUUCCUUACGUUAUUUACUUAAACCAAUUAAGAAAUACUGUUUGACAAUUUAUCACAGUAUACUAGACUCAAAUUAUCAAAUUAAAUAUGUUGUUGUAAGAAUCCUCAGGUUAGGUUGCUAAAUGGAAAAACAAUUAAUUAAUCUUACGCAGUUAAUUUAUCUGUAGAUUUUAGUAUUCUUUUAGAUGCCAUUAUCAUUAUAUACUAUAUUAUAAUUUAUAAUUUAUAUGUAUCACAAUUUAUUCGUAUCUUUAUACCCUUAAAAUUUACGUUAUUAUUAAAAUAUAAAAUAAACAUUAUUAAACAUCGGAA
Molecule: messenger RNA, 5036 nt
Organism: Aphis gossypii (cotton aphid)
Lineage: Eukaryota; Metazoa; Arthropoda; Insecta; Hemiptera; Aphididae
Product: sodium-dependent dopamine transporter-like
Exons: 15
Coding region: 515-2899 (794 amino acids)
Biological process (GO): sodium ion transmembrane transport; dopamine uptake involved in synaptic transmission
Cellular component (GO): presynaptic membrane; neuronal cell body membrane; neuron projection
Molecular function (GO): dopamine:sodium symporter activity
Source: RefSeq, a predicted model, not a curated record